UGGUACGGUUUUGAUCGUUUAAUUCGAGGAUACCGUAUAUAAGCGAAUGAAACUGUCCCAGCUUCACGUUAUAUACGUACAUGUGUGCAUAUUAACCUGUAUUAACCUCAUCAAAAUAACUUAAUGCUACAUUGAAGUCGAAACAUUAUGUUUCGUAUGUAAAUAAUUAUAUUAAAAGUAACAAACGCAGUAAAUAUGUUAAAAUAUACACAGUUAUGUAUAAAUCAUCUAAAACCACAGACUACACUUCUUACGAAUCAAGCUAACGUAGCACUGCAACCAAGUCGGAACACAUAUAUUUUAAAAAGAAGACAUGUGCCGCCUCUGCAUAAGAAAUAUGAGAAAUUCACGAAACUGAAGCAUAAACAUUAUAUUUACGAUCUUGUAGAAGAUACAAAUGCUAAACCACAAAAGUAUAUUGACAUGGUCUUAUUGACCAAUGUAAAAGAUGUUGGUGAAAAGGGCCAGAAGGUUUCAAUGCGUUCCCAAAGGGCUUAUGAAACUCUUAUAUUGCCAAAAUUAGCUGUGUACGCGACACCUGAGAAUCUAGAAAAAUAUUUGAUCGAGGACAAGGAGGAUAGAAAGAAAUUGCAGGAAUUCAGUUCUCAAUUUGUGGAGAGAACAAUGAAUCUGUUGUCUCAACUUUAUUUACCUUUAAACAUGUCCUUGGAUACACCUUGGACCAUAGAAAAGUGGCAUGUAAAAGCAUCUUUCCGUAAAGCUGGAUACAUCGUGCCUGAAAAUACUAUAACUAUGCCGACGAAGCCUAUAUCUGGUCCUGAUUUAUCUAUUGAAAGCAGAGAAUUUUAUGUUGUCGUCACAAUCAAUAAUCAAGAGGAAGUUAAAGUGAGAUGUAAAAUAUUCCAUUACACUUCUAACCCAGAAAAGAAAAUAAAAUACGAUGUACCGUAUUAUAUGUUACCGAAUAUAGCUGUUUUCCCAGAAGAUCAAGACAUUAUAAAUUCUCUUCCAAAACAUCGCUUAUUUAUAAAACAAAAUGAUAAUGUAGAGGAAUGAAAAUUAGCUAAUAGAUUUAUAUUAUUACAAGUCAAUGUACUGCAAAAUAAAAUUUAAUUUAAAAUGGACAAAUUUGUUUAACGUCUGUUUUUUAUUAUACUUAACAAUAUGGACAUCUGGCAUUUGCUUUUAAGUUCUCAAUAAAUUUUACAAAUUAGAAUUUCUAUGUACAUUUACAUUUAUGGUUACAUGUUUGUAUCUGUGCAUGUAUCCAAUGUAAUCAAUAAACACCCAUGCAGCACUGA
This is a messenger RNA of Ceratina calcarata, 1262 nucleotides long. RefSeq names its product mitochondrial ribosomal protein L9 (gene mRpL9). The transcript has 2 exons. The coding region runs from base 196 to 1017 and encodes 273 amino acids. The record is from RefSeq and is a predicted model, not a curated record. NCBI's taxonomy places the organism in Eukaryota, Metazoa, Arthropoda, Insecta, Hymenoptera, Apidae. Gene Ontology annotation, cellular component: ribosome. Gene Ontology annotation, molecular function: structural constituent of ribosome. Gene Ontology annotation, biological process: translation.